Messenger RNA from Phyllostomus discolor (pale spear-nosed bat), 3322 nucleotides. It is a transcript of the gene RAB44, whose product is annotated as RAB44, member RAS oncogene family. NCBI's taxonomy places the organism in Eukaryota, Metazoa, Chordata, Mammalia, Chiroptera, Phyllostomidae. The record is from RefSeq and is a predicted model, not a curated record. Bases 92 to 3019 code for a protein of 975 amino acids. Gene Ontology annotation, molecular function: GTP binding; GTPase activity. The transcript has 15 exons.
UAACAGUUCCAGAGCUAGUGGGCUUCUGAACGGGCAGCUCCAGGAGAACGGGCUGCAUGCACGGCUGGAGUCUUUGAGAGGUCAAAGCAGCAUGGAGCCUGGACAGAGGGUGACGCGAAAAGGCCGGAAACUGGGCUCUAGCCGCCGGCGGCAGAUUCGAGAGCCCACUGAUGGCCAGGAUGCCCUUGUGGCUCCAGAGCAAGAAUCCUGGUCCUCGCAAGCAGCUGCAGAACUGCAGAGCUUCUUCCAGGCCUGCGGUGCCAAGGAAAGGGGCUUUGUCACCCGCAAGGACCUGGAGGUGGCCAAGUUCAGCUUCCUGAGUAGCGAGGAGGAGCCAGAGAUGAUCUUUGACUGGGUGGAUGUGGAGCGGAAGGGACACCUCUCCCUUGAAGAAUUCAGUUCCCGGUUCAAGAGCAUCUUUGGCUCCAGCCCAAGCACCCACAGGCUCCACAGAAGGAAGCCACUGUCCUCCAAGCGAGGAUCUGCAGCCAGCAGCUUCCCAGUGCUGGAGGAGGCCGAGGCAGAAGAGAAGGAGGCAUUCUUUGCCUUCAUGGAGCAGCUGGGGCCUGGCCACUCACUUCCUGAAGAGGCAGAGCUCUGGCAGCUAUGGGGGAAGCUGAGGCAGGAGGAGCCCCAGCUGGCGGGCAACCUGGAGGGCUUCCUGGCCAAGAUGACCAGCCGCCUGCAGGAGGCACGGGCCGACAAGGAGGUUCUGGAGCUGACCUUGAGGAAGAGAGACUCAGACCACCACCGUGAGGUCCAGCAGCUGUACGAGGAGAUGGAGCAGCAGAUCCACCAGGAGAAGCAGCAGCUGCAGGCCGAGAGCGACUCCCGGGACCUGGCCCUCAGCUCCCAGAUUCAGGAGGUCCUGGAGGCCAAGGAGCGUGAGGUGCAGCAGCUGACUGAGGGCCAGAGGGAGCUGGAGGCCCAGCUGCACCACCUCAGCAGCACACACCAGGAGGCCAACCUGGAGAACAGGCAGCUUCGGGAGGCCCAGCACCACCUGGCCGGGCAGCUGGAGGAAGUGCGGGAACAGCUGCAGGUGACCAGGGGGCACUUAAACGCCACCAGGGGCUACGCAUCCUGGCAGAUGGAGGAGGAACUGAGUGACCCCAGAGCAGGUGCGGAGAAGGCUCCUGACCCUCAAGCAGCUGCCCCUGAGGAGACACCCCUGCCUGGAGUGUUUGGGGACAAUGAUGACUGGGACCAGCUCCUGAGUAGCUUCAGCAGCAGCCCCCGCAGAGCCCUGCAGCUGUGCUGGAGCCCACCACCAACCCCGAAAGCCUCCUCAGCCCCACAGACACCCCGCGUGGUCAGGCAGAUCUCCAUCUCAGAGCCGCACGGUUUGCCGUUUGGUCAGGAGCCAUCUUCAGAUGCAGAUGCGGCUCCAAGGACCCCCCCUGGGGUGUCUUCUGGGACCAAGGAAGGAGGAGGAGUGGACCCAGAUGGGCAGGACCUCAGUCCAGUACAACCUAAGGAGGAGUCAGGGGCUGGCCCUGAGGCCCACUUCCUCUGGGACCUCCCGAGGGACCUGAGUGGGGAGUCAGGGAGCCUGGUGGCAGCUGCACUCAAAGUGCUCAUUCCUUUGGAGGAUGGACACCGGCUCCAGGUGGCCUCGCCCCCUUCUGAGGCCCCUGCAGGGACCAGCAAACAGUUCCGGGCCUCAUACCCAGAUGAUAAGGACUCCUGGACCAGGCCUGUCCCAGCCAAGCCACCCAGGCAGAGAGAGGCCCUCCAUCAGGACCCCCCUGCUACUGGGCCUGAGCCAGGACUAAUGUCCCCAGAAGCUGGAGCCCUCACAGCAUGGCUGGCUGAGCCCUCCCGGGGCCUGGAACGUGUGGGGGCUCCCACAGAGGGAUCGGAGCAGGGCGGGCUGGGCACAGACAUGCAGGAGGGCCAUCCUGGGGCGCUAAGGGAAGCUCGUGGCCAGGUCCAGCCAGAUGGGCUGCCUGCCCUCCCCCAGCGCAGCCUGGAAGAGGAAUCCAGAGCUCAGGAAAGGAAGCAGGUGGGCCAAGGAGGGCAAGGUCUCGGUUCAGAGCAGCCAGCUGAGGUGCAGGGCCUGAGAACUGGGCAUUCAGAACAGCCCCCACAAGAUUCCCCACCCACCCCUCUCCCACGUGACACGCUGCAGGCUCAGGCUGAGGCGGAAGCCCCUGCUCCUGGAACACCAUCCCCUCCAAGGGGCUCUCCCACUCGGGGGGCUCAGCCUGGGGUUGAAGCAGAGCCCCAGCCGCCCAUGAAAACCCUGCCCUCUGUGGCCACGCUGGAAGGCCAACCUGGACCUCCACCCACAACUACUCAAGCAGAGGGAGGAGGAGACCCCCUACAAUCCGGGGAGCCAAGGGCAGAGGACAGGCCUGAAGACCUGGGAACAGACUCCAGGGAGGCUGGCCUAAACCCAACCCCAGGGGACCCCACAGACAUCGAGCCUCCAGCUGACCCUGAUCACAUCUUCCACGUCAUCGUCCUGGGAGACUCGAAUGUGGGCAAAACGUCCUUCCUGCACCUCCUGCACCAGAACACCUUCGCCACUGGGCUGACAGCGACUGUGGGAGUGGAUUUUCGGGUCAAAAAACUGGUGGUGGACAACAAGUGCUACGCGCUGCAGCUCUGGGACACAGCUGGCCAGGAGAGGUACCACAGCCUGACGCGGCAGCUGCUCCGCAAGGCGGACGGAGUGCUGCUCAUGUAUGACGUCACGUCCCGGGACAGCUUCGCUCACGUGCGCUACUGGGUGGACUGCCUCCAGGACUCAACGUCUGGUGAGGUGGUCGUCCUUCUCUUGGGAAACAAGAUGGACUGUGACAAGGAGCGGCAGGUGUCCACGGAGGCUGGGCAGCAGCUGGCCCAGGAGCUGGGAUUCUCCUUUGCAGAGUGCAGCGCUGCCCUGGGUCACAACAUCCUGGAGCCCGUGGUGAACCUGGCCAGGUCCCUCAAGGUGCAAGAAGACCACCUGAAGAGCUCACUGGUGGAGGUGGUCCCUGAGAGGCCGCCAAAGAAAGCCGGCUGCUGCUCCUGACCAGCUGGCCUGGCCAGGGCGGGUGGCCGCCGCUCUGGGCUUCCUGUUCCUCAGCUCCUAUCUCAUCUGCCUGGACACACCAACGUCCUAGGGGCAGCGUGGAAGUUCAGGAGACUCCUCCUCAGGUCGGGACGCGGACCCCAGGGCAGGGGCCGUACUAACACUGUCCUUUGCUCUCAGAAGAAGGACUUUGCUAAGUAAAUAAUCCUUGGGGUGGGUGUGGGGGACUCUUUGAGGAAAGGAAAAGUCUAGAAAACAAGGAAAAUACACCACAGUAUUGGCCGCACAUCUCUGGGUGGCCCU